Molecule: messenger RNA, 3056 nt
Organism: Xiphias gladius (swordfish)
Lineage: Eukaryota; Metazoa; Chordata; Actinopteri; Istiophoriformes; Xiphiidae
Product: phytanoyl-CoA hydroxylase-interacting protein-like
Exons: 6
Coding region: 80-1201 (373 amino acids)
Cellular component (GO): cytoplasm
Molecular function (GO): protein binding
Source: RefSeq, a predicted model, not a curated record
UUCAGCUUGUGUCCGACUUCUGGUUUCGCCGGCGUCUCCCUCGGGUUUCAUCUGGGUUUUGUUCUGUGUGGAUGUAAACAUGAUGGAGCCUCCUCACGGCAGCCUGAACAGUCCGACCGUGGAGCUGGAGAGUCUGCAGCUGUGUGACCGGGAAGGCACGGAGUCUGCGGACAGCGGCAUCGGGGAUGUGGACGACCUGCCGGUUCCUCAGCGGAUCCACAUCAGUAACAUCACCUGUGAUUCGUUCAAGAUCGACUGGGACAUGGACAGCAGAGGCCGAGAGAGGAUCACACACUACUUCAUCGACCUCAACAAGAAGGAGAGCAAGAAGGAGAACAAGUUCAAACACAAGGACGUGCCGACUAAGCUGGUGGCGAAGACGGUUCCCCUGCCGAUGACGGUGAGAGGUCACUGGUUCCUGAGUCCUCGUACAGAGUACACGGUGUCCGUCCAGACGGCCGCCAAGCAGCCAGACGGAGACUACAGCGUUUCUCAGUGGAGCGAGGUCACCGAGUUCUGCACCGCAGAUUACUCCACCGUCCAUCUGAACCAGCUGCUGCAGAAGGCCGAGGCCGUCGCCGGCAGGAUGCUGCCGUUCGCCGUCUUCUACAGAAACCAGCAGAGGGAGUACUUCCAACAAGCCAGCCCCUCUUAUCGUUCCAGAGACGCUCAGUGCCGUCGGAUGCUGCCGGCGGUUAAAGACAACAGCGGCAGCCACGGGUCGCCCAUCAGCGGCAAACUGGAGGGGAUCUUCUUCAGCUGCAACACAGAGUUCAACACAGGAAAACCCCCCCAGGACUCCCCGUAUGGACCCUUCCGCUUCCAGAUCCAAGCAGACGUCCUGUUCAACCAAAACACCAAUGUCUACUUUGGGGAUUUCUACUGCAUGUACACGUCCUACCACUACGUCAUCCUGGUCCUGGCUCCCGACAGCUCCGAAGGGGACGUCUUCUGUAAAGGGAGGCUGCCGGCCCUGGACAGAUCCGACAACCGCUUCCUGACCUGCACCAAGGAGGGUGACGGCUCACUGUCUUUCCGUCACGCUCAGGACGUCAUCCUGGAGGUGAUCUACACGGAACCGGUGGAUCUGUCUUUGGGAACCAUAUCGCAGAUCAGCGGCCACCAACUGAUGAGUCAGUCCACGGUCAACGCCAAGAAAGACCCCAGCUGCAAGAUCUGCAACAUCAGUGUGGGACGUUAAUGGGAUCUUUAGACUGGACACCCAGCUAACCUGCUAAUAACUAGUAGUAGCUAACAAGCUACUAACUAAGUUCAACACUGACUCUUUGUGGAAUGACUGACGGAUUAUUCCUGAUGAUCAAAGAGUAACUUAAUACUAAACCUGCUUUUUAAACACACACAUAUAACCAUUAGUUAGAAUACCACCGGCUGAUUCUGGUGUUAUACCAUCACCAUUUCUUACAGCCAGAAUUCACAGAACCACGGUUACAUAUGUAACUGAAACAACAUUGGGAGCUAAAGUGAAACCAGAACUUUUGGGUUAAAUUACACCAGUAAGGGAGCUCAUUCAAAUAACUGACAUUUGUAACCACGCAAAUGUUUAAAAAUCCACCACCUGGUUUACGUCUCUAGAUCAUAUGGUUAGAUCAGAAGUUCCCAAGGUCGGUGCCGACAUGGACAGGCCGAGAUUCGUUUCAAUGUUUUUUCCUUAACAUAGCGACUUUUAUGUUACGUUUUAAAACAAAUGAAACAGAAAAAUAAAAUCCUUGUAUUAAAAAUGCUAUUUUAAAAAGAGACGGACCAUAGUGAGUUAAACUGUCUGUAAGAACAACAGGACAGUGGAGCGUCUGUGGAGAGAUUUUGAAAAAAUCUGAAUUCAGAAGAGAGCGUUGGUGAGUUUUGUGGAUAUGGAGGAAACCAGGCUGCGAUGACCUAAGUAUCUGUAGUUAUUGUUCGUUUAACUUGCGCAUCUUCGCACGGCCUCAUCCACAAUGCACCGACAUGGGGCCGAACCUGCAGCCUCGUCUCGCUCCACAUCUUCAUUUAGUUCUUUUCUGUCCACCUGCUUCUUGACAUUCAUCAUCCAUGUGCAUGGAUUUGAUGCAGUCAGAGUUUUCAGCACCAAAACCUCUUUCCAUUCAUUUCUACAACAAAAACAUUUAUUGUGGAAUAGUUUUUAGAAUCCAGUCAUCUCUCCGUCUUCUAUCUCCUCAUCGGGGGGGCGCCUGGCAGUCUCCGCCCUGAGCAGCCGAAGGGAACCGUCCAUCAAACUGAGCUGCACAUCUUCUCCUCGGCUCACUUUCUCUGGACUCAUCAUAAAAACUUCCCCUCUCAUCCUUUUAACCCUCUAAAGCUGCUCCUUAAAACCAGCUGGACAAAUGUCCCGAACGGCGCCAGGCGGGAGGACCCGAAGGAGGCUUCUGAACCGAACCCGUGAAAGCCGUGACAUUUUCUGCGAUAGGACGGAGCCUGACGACGCACUGGCAAAUGACGGAUUAUGCCUCUGUCACCGUGGCAACCUCGAGAUUAUGUAAUGCCACAUGCAGAGGAUUGACAGCUGCAAAACUCUUAAUUUUUCUAAUCAGAUUAGGACGCAUAAGACACUUCCUUUAACUCUGUCAAACAGCCUCUUAAACUUAACUCUUUAAUCCGUGUCUCCUUGGCAGGAGGGAGGAAAGAGAAAAUAGCACAAUAAAGGUACCACAUGAAGAUGUAUAAAAUAAUAAAACUAAUAAUUAUAAUGGGGUGAAUAGUACUACUAAUAAAACUAGAUAUAAUAAUAGAUGAUAAUCAUAAUAACUGAAGCAGUGGGUGGUGAACAGGAUCAUGGGGCAGUAGGUGGUUUACAGUCACAGAUCCAGACUCUGCAGCACCAGGGGCAGAAACACCUGCAGAAAGCAACAGGAAGAGAGAGGAGUGAGACGAGGAAGGACAAAACUACGUCAGGGAGAAGAAGCCAAGUUAGUAACGAGCAUUGACAACUGAGGUUCAUGGAGUGUUAGUAAUAAUAUUGCGUAAAGGAAGCAUAUAUAAGGUGAAUAGAACUGGUCCAAGCACAGAACCUUGUGGAACUCCAUGAUUAACUUUUGAGUAUA